AUGGAUUCGGUAGGCACGGCAACCUUCGGAUUUCCAAUGUUUCCUUAUCCUUCCCAGCCCCCAGUCGUCAUCCUCCCUGCCACUGCAGGCACCAUCCGCACCAAACAUCUCAUCCUCCGUCCUCUGGCAUUGUCAGACGCCGACGACAUCUUCGAGUAUCGACGUCUACGAACCGUCGCCGAUUUUUUCAGUUCCGAAAAGCCACACAAAGACGUAGAGGAAUCACGAGAGUGCAUAAGGAAAACAAUCUUUACAACCCCAGACGCAUCCGGAACCUGGCAUCGGCAAUUCUUCUUCGCCAUUCUCCUCGUCGACGACCCAAUCGAGAAAGUCAUUGGUACGGUGGGAGUCAGCGCCCUCUGCCCAGCCCCAACCCUAGAGUUCUCGACUCACCCCAGUACCUGGAACCGUGGCCUCGCCACCGAGGCAGUGAGAGCGUGCGUUGAUGCGUGGUGUAAACUGCCGAGAGUCAAAAUCAAUCCGGAUGGAACAGCAACGCCGGAGAAGCUGUUUGCUUGGAGUGACUACUCUAACGGUGCGGGUAGGAGGGUUCUCGAAAAAUGUGGGUUUGAGCGAUACCAAGAUCUACUCCUUUCGAGGGAUGAAAAGUCUUUGUUUGAGUUGAAAAACCCGGGGAUAUACCUGUCCAAGUUGGACGAAGAUGCGAUUGGGCUGUAG
Aspergillus versicolor CBS 583.65 is the source of this 678-nucleotide messenger RNA. RefSeq names its product GNAT family N-acetyltransferase. Gene Ontology annotation, molecular function: acyltransferase activity, transferring groups other than amino-acyl groups. The record is from RefSeq and is a predicted model, not a curated record. The coding region runs from base 1 to 678 and encodes 225 amino acids. Lineage: Eukaryota; Fungi; Ascomycota; Eurotiomycetes; Eurotiales; Aspergillaceae. The transcript is spliced from 2 exons.